UCGAAAAGAAGGUUAUUGUUACAAUGAGACGGGAACCGGACUAUCGAUAAAGUGUGUUUGUAUGUCGUUUACGUCGAUAAUAAGUGUUGUGUUUACUUCAUCCGUGCGAAUGUCUCAAUCCUUACCUUUUUGUUUGUUUGUUCUUUUAAUUACUGCCGCAUGGGACGGCGCUUACGUUUCAGUUAACCCUUUAUUUUGAAACGAUGGAACGUUGUUCUUAUGGUUUUUACACCAAAAGGUCUGAGAUCCUAGAUAACAUUCAGAAAAAGAAAGAUCAAGACAAAGAACAGCCACAGAGUCCAAGUUAUCAGCAGCAGUUGUCGAAGCCUACAGAUAAGCCGCUGCACACGCCAGACGCGCAGAAUGUCAGUGUCCCGGUGACUCAGCAUGUUCCCGCUCAGCAGCUUCUGUCUCCCACACAUGGUCCCAGCCAGCCCAUCCUAGCGAAAGAAGAUUCUAAAGACAAGACAAUAAAGGUUGCCAAUUCUACUACAAUAACAUUGAUAGAGAACGGUAACCUCAACGGAGAAAAAGAUAAAGACAAUAAUUACCCUAAAAACUUUUUUACAUUAGAACCCAAGAAUGAUAAGAAAGAUGAUUCUUCUAAAAACAGUAUUACCAUAACUAGGACUCUGCCAAAACAGUCACCUGGCAACGGACAGGUUGACAAAGGAAAAGGGCCAUCAAAGCCUGCAAAGAGACCAUUACAGUGUCUAGAAACACUUGCUGAAAAGGCUGGUAUCACCUUUGAAGAUAAGUACGAAGCUGCAAACACAUUACUGGCUCUAGAUAAGCAAAAUAAUCCCUUUAGAAGACCUCCAGAAUUGAAACAACCAAAAUCCGAACCAGACAAUAAUAAUCAGAGUGAAGAGUAUAGAUAUAGGAACCAAAAGGAAGAGGAUGAUAAGUUGCAGAUACAACAACAAAUAAUUCAGCAACAACAACAACAGCAGCUUUUGCAACAACAACAACUGCAACAUUUGCAGCAACAACAGCUACAGCAGCUGCAGCAGCAGGCUUUGCAGCGACAGCAUCAGCAAGCUAUACAACAGCAUAUUAAAAAUCAGCAAGAUCAGCAGGAAUUGCUACAGAAACAGUUCCAACAGCAGCAACAGCAUCAACAACAGCAGCAACAACAACAACAGCAGCAACAACAACAGCAGCAAACUAAAACAGAAUUACAACAAGUGCAACAACAAGAACUUCAGCAGCAAAAGUUUUUACAGGUUGUGAACAAUCAGCCAGUGCACACACAACAGUUUAACGUACCUGGAAUAGGAGAAAUUAACCUUAGUUUCUUGGCAUCACCUCAGAGCAACGUAAACUUGCUCUUCGACAAGAACCACAAGCCCGGAAUGAGUGGCGACAUAAAGCAGCAACAGAUUGUAGAUGGUCAAGGUCAAGUGGUCCAGCAACAGAUGAGCAUGUCCCAGCACGAGCCGUCGCAGCAGCACCACCAAACAGUCACCGUCGUCUCCUCCAUGCCCAGUAGUAUGGCUGCGCAUCAGGUGCAGCAGCAGCAACAGCCAACUGCAGGCGGCAUCCAGCAGCAAGGCAACGCGGGUAUCUCCACCAUGCCCCCGCUGCAGAGCCUGCCGCCCAACACACAACACCCGCAGCAAAUCAGUGCGGAGUGGGCACACAACCGGGUGCAGGUGAUCCAGCAACCGUUGCAGAACAGCACGUACCUCCAGCAGCUGUACAACCCUCAGGGCCCGCUCCUCAUGCCCGGCAACAUCGCCCUGCAUCCAGGCAUCAACUCCCAGCAAAUACAGGUUAUAGCUGCGGGUAAGCCGUUCCAGGGGAACCAGUUGGCACCACACAUGUUGACCACACAGGGGAAGCAAGUGCUUCAGGGACAAGCUGCUCCGUUCCCGGGGUACACGACGAUCCCGGCCAUCCCCACCACGCAGAACCAGACGUUCGUGUUCAGCCCACUGGGCGUUAUCAACUCGCAGCCGAGCAUCCUUCCCGCGCAUUCGCAGCCCACCGUCUCCGGCAUCUCACAGCAACAGAAACCCGCUGAGAUGCACAAGGUGAUGAGCGGCGGCAAGAUGACAGGCAGCAAGGUGGGCGGGUCUUCCGCGGGGGGAACACAGACGGUGCCUGUGCAGGCGCAGUGCGUGCAGGUGUCGCAGCCGGUGCUCAGCGCGCAGCAACCCGCGCAGGCGCAGAUCAUUAGCCCGCUGCAGACUGGCGGGCAGACGAUGCAGUUCGCGCCGUGGCAGAUCUCUGGCGCGCUGCCGCAGGUGUGGACUGGAGGCCUGCAGGCUGGGGCGCUCCCGGCCGGAGGCCUACUGGCCCCUAACCCCAUCUUCAUCCGCGGCACCCAGCCCGACGCGCCGCCCUCCAUGUUCAUACACUCGCCGCAGAACAACGUGCAGCAUAACAAUGUGAGCGUGUCGUGCGCCACCGGGACCACAACGAAGCCCCGUGCGUCGAGCGAGGCCAUGGCGAAGGCGCCGCGGCCGCUUUCCAACAUCCUGCCCUCCGGCGGCAUCAGGCCUGCCUCCUCAGUCUCCACACAAACCGCCAACCAGGCACAGAAUCAGGCCAAACACCGAGGCAAGCCGGGCGUGCGGUCGCCGGCGCCGGCGUCGAAGCAAGACGCCGCCAACCAGACCAACAAGAUGCAGCACCAGAUGCAGCCGCCCAAACAACAGUUGUUGGUGAUGAACUCGUCGGGGCAGAUGACGCAGAUCACCAGCGUCGCGGACAAGAAAGCCAUCACCAGCACCAUGCAACAGCAACAGGCCAUGUUGCAGCAACAAGCUAUACAGCAACAGCAGCAGCAACAACAACAACAGUUGCUGCAUCAACAGCAGACUCAACAAGUGAUGCAACAUUACCAGCAACAAGGGAUGACACUGGGUAUGCAGCAAGGAGGUUUGCCCGUGGGAUCAGUCGCACAGACGCUGCCCAUGGCCGGGAUGCCGCAAGCCAUAUCCAUGGUGCAACAAAUCCACCCCCUGGGAGGUAUGGCGCAACCUGGGACUCUGGUAGGCCAGAUAAACACGUCGCAACCCCCUCAGAACGCGACUCUUACCCCCGUACAGACAUUGCAACAACAGCCGCAGUUGAUGGGCGGCGGCUUAGUCCAGACUUCAGUGGGCAUGGCAGUGCAGCAACAAGCACUGAACCACACCUCCAUGCAGACGGUGUCUGCGAACAACAUGAGCUCACCGCAGCUGACGUUGCAUUCGCAGGGGACAGUGGGGCUGAUCGCGGCGCCGGUGCAGGGUUCCAUGUUGCCCCUGCCGCCCCCGGGCGCUCUGGUCGCGCACGUCAAGAGUGAAGAUGAUAAGAGUUCGCACAUGCCCCCGCCAGCACAGGCACCAGUCCUGCAGCCGAUAGCGCCUCACCCGCCCGCCAUGGAGGCGGCACCGGAGCCCGCGACAUCUACAGCCGCACACGCCGCGUCGUCCGCUCCCACCAGCACCACCGCAGCCACCACUACCACCACCACCAGCGCCGACGCCUCCGUCUCUACCAGCACCACCACUGUCGAUUCAUCAAAGCCGAUUCAACCGAAGAUUGAGGCUGUGCCGACGCCGGCCCCGGCCGAGCCCGCGACCAGCGCUGCGCCCGCGCCACCCACUUCGAGCGCGCCAGUGCCCAGCAGCGCGCAGCAAACUACGCCCGUCGCACCACAGGUGGUGACGACUGUGGCGUCAUCAACGUCAUCUUCGUCCACGAUGACGUCAGCGAUAACCGCGCCCGUGUCGUCUGGCGGCACCACGCCGCUCUUCAAGUCUACACAGUGCACGCCGCGGCACAUCAACCAAACUGCCGCUCAUGGUCACGAUAAGGGAUUACCAAAAGCGAUGGUGAAGCCUAACAUACUGACGCACGUUAUCGAAGGAUACGUCAUUCAGGAGGCUGGGGAACCGUUCGCUGUGAACCGUCCGCUUCGGGAGUGGUCAGCGGCUGCGGACAAGGAUCAGGACAAGGAGAACAAACUGCCUUCACCAGACGAACCUCCGCGCAAGAAGCAGCUGUUGGACACGAGCGCGAGCCUGGCCCGUAUAACGUCGAGCAUGGAGACUAGCAGCGAGCCGGUGACGCAGCCGCCGAGCCUCAAGACCGAGGUGGCGGCGGCCAGCGACGCGGGCGACUCCGCCUCCGGCGACGCGGAGGCACAGCCGGCCAAGAUACCCAACGCGAAUAAGUGGACGGUGGCUGAAGUAUGUGACUUCAUUCGCAACAUCCCGGGGUGCGCGGGCUAUGCGGACGAGUUCCUCAUGCAAGAGGUGGACGGGGAGGCGCUGCUGCUAAUCAGGCCGGAGCACCUGGUGAUGGCGCUGUCGAUGAAGCUGGGGCCUGCGCUCAAGAUCGUCGCGUGCAUCGACUCCUUGCGGCCCGAGAGCGAGCAGACCACGCACGAGCAUGACUGAGAAUUACUUUAAUAUCUUCGCAAGUUCUCCGAGGGUAAUACAGGAGACCAGUGUUCAUCUGAUAUGAUAAAUAGUACAUAAGUUUCAAAAAACAUAAUUUAUUUCGUAUACUGUGUUUAUAUGUACAGAACACCUAAUAGUAGUAGUUUGUAAGUUAAUAGUUUAACAUAGUUAAGGAAAUACUUAAAAAGUUGUAAAAGCUGGUUUGCAUGUAAUAAUGUACGGUCUCGUCAUAGAAUAAACAAUUAUACUGUAUAGCAGGGACACUCUCCGCUCCGCACCGACACGAGCUUGGAGCGAGCUUAAUUUACCUCACCCCUCCCGAUGGGGGUUACUUUAGUCUAUUUAAUCCGUAAGCCAUUAAGGAAGGAGUAAGGUAGCGCGCGGACUGUCUGUCUCGCGGGUAAGGCGGCGCGCACUAAGAACGAAUUUUUUGUAUAGAGUGUACGGGCUGUGGUCUCAUGUCACGAUACUCGUCCAAAUUGCAGGUAACUCGUUAAAGGAGUGUAACGAACGACGCUACUAAGAUAUUACAUUGUUUAACAGGGAAGAUAGUGAGCUAUUACCAACGCAGGUUUAAUUCGAACUUAGUACACACUAGUUGGGAAUCGUACUUUCUCCUGAGUGAGAUAAUGUAUUUUCGAAUAGGUUUCCUUGGGAUUUUCCCACUUCCACGUUUUCACGGUCUCAUCAUUCAUUAGCCUAUCUCAUAGACGCGGGAAAAUAUUUCAGCUAAGAAGCGCUGUACGUCUGUCCCUUAAGAAAACUGAGCAAACAUUGACAGCAUAUCGAUCGCUGUGAUCGUUCACUGGUUCUUCUCCUACAGAACUAUCGUGUUAUAAUGCGAACCAGUUUGUAUAGCUAACAAUAUUAUAGUGUGUGGUGCCAUAAACAAAUGUCAUGCACACACUAUGCAUUCACCGCAUGCUUGACGUUCAAAUAUGAUGAGAUCCUAUUCAUAUAGUCGUGUAGUUAAUAAUAUUUUGAUCAUAUAUGUAAUUCUUAAUCGACUUGUACAAUGUCGUUUUGAAUAAUAUUACAUGUUAAGAAUAUUAAUACAAAUAUGGUUGACGACAAGAUUUCACAAUGAAUAAGGGAAGCAAUUGCCUUCUUAAGUUUGCCACGCUCGUACAAAACUAAAGUGGUUCUAGCUCUAUUUUAUUUUAUAUACACCAUUGUUUGAAAAAUCUUACUCUUGACUUGCACCUAGAUAGCCUUAAGUUAUUACGUUAUAUGUGUAGUUGGACCCUUGCAGAGACUUCAAGGUUUGUUUGGUGGUGGUCGUAUAAUCAACCGAAUCUCUGCCUGUUAUUAAUUUAUUAUUGGUAUUCCUAUAAAAUUUUCCCGAAAAUAACCCCGAUUCAACCUUGAGAUGUUUGUGACGGUCUGCCUGCGUUUUGUAUUUAUUUUCUAUAAAAAGUAAGCUAGGCUUAUUUUAAUUUGGUAUAAUUUCGCCUAACGAGGCGCGCAGGACAGAUGUCGAAAGAUCCGCCUAUUUAGUUUAAGCUUUAUGCAAUUUAUUACCUCUCUCUCACACUCUCUAAAUUAAAAAAAAACUUUUAAAUUACGUUUGCGAAUGCUUCGUUCAAUGACUCGUACAUGCUCCAUUCAAUGACUCGUACAUGCUCCAUUCUAUGUUACAUGUAAUUUAUCUUAGAUUAUCAAUGUCAAUUGCAUGUUUUAAUAUUUGUUGUAAAUUUCAAUGUUGUUACUGGAUGAGGAGUGUCGUGCUUUUAAUUUUGUGCGGGUGAGAGCAGAUUGGAAAUAUACUUAUGGUGAUUAAUUUUAUGAUAAGAGUAAAUUAUCUUAAGUUUGACUACCAUAUUUGCGGCUGUAUAUAUUCUUAUUAAUUUUAAGUGUAGAAACUUACGGUCUUAGGACAUUAGUUACAGUUGUACGUAUUUGUUGUGUGUACAUACUAUAUGGUAAAAAAAAAUUGUCUAUUGAAAUAAUCUCUCAAGUUUUAACAUGUAUUAUUUGUCAUUUUACCUUGAGUAUUUAAAUGUUUAUUUAGUGAUGUAUGUUAGAGAUAUAACCUAGGUUAGACGAGAGUGCAAUCUAGCAGGGAUACUUACUGAUGUCUGAUUCUCUCGCAAGGAAUUAUUUUAUGUUGAGGUUAAUCUCGAGAAAACAAUGAAAAUAUAACACUGUAAAAUAUUAGAUCUAUGGUGCUAAUUAUCUUGUACUUGUGAAGCUUGGAAUUUAACUAAUAUUAAAAUAAUAUUUAUGUUUUUACGCAUUAGUUCAGUACCAGUAUGACGUUGCUUAUCGAACACCUACUUAGGUAUUAUUUUUAGAGCAACACGGGUGAGGAGUAGUCAUACGCAGGCGUUCCCUUCUGCCAAAAAGUUUGCACAUUUGUGAUAUAUAAUGAUUAAAGUAAUAUGUAGGCUUACAUUUAUUAUAAUAACCACGUUGGUUAUUAUAUUUCAAACUUUUCUUUAUCGAUCCCUAAAAAUUGGCAGAAAAAAUGUAUCGACAAAUAUCGCUAUGGCUACUCUCCUCCUGUCCGCCGGAGGGCCGCGCUGCUCUAUGGUCUUUUUGCGCUAUCUAUCGGAAUUAUACAUUGAACUCUGAAAUGUACAUAUUAGCUAAUUAACUUUUUUAGACAUUUUACACUAUUUAGCUUGUUGUGUACAUAGUGAUGUUAAUUAGAUACCAAAAACAGGUCAGUAAAAUAUCAUACCGUAAGCUCUUGGAUGGUAAAACUAAAUAUUUUAAGUAAGUAGAUAUUUUGUGAGUAUUUUAUUGACUUUCAGAAUAUAUGAUUGUGACCUUGGAGUAGUGCAGGAGUUUGUUGUUUAUGUCUUUCUAUGUUUGUAUGUUCUUACGACAUCUUAUUAGUUUCGAUGAAUUUCUUGUAGUCACAAAGUAAAUGUUGUAAUGUUAGUGUAGCCAGGUGUAAUAUUAUGACUUAUUUGAAUAAUUAAUGGUGUAAUUUUAGUAGAAACAAGUAUCGUAUACAUGUUCAGAAAUUAAAAAAAUGUGCACUGCCAUGAGCUGGAGCCUGUGGUGGCGGACGCGCCCGCGGGUGGCCAGCCGCGGUGCUGCGGUGGGCGCUGACGUGGCCGCACGGCUCCGGCUCCCUCCCGUAGUAACACAUUGCUCAACCAUACAAAAGCUAAUUGUUUACGAAGAAAUUAGGAAAAUAAACGGAAUGAGACUGA
Pectinophora gossypiella (pink bollworm) is the source of this 7561-nucleotide messenger RNA. It is a transcript of the gene PH, whose product is annotated as polyhomeotic-proximal chromatin protein-like. Gene Ontology annotation, molecular function: protein binding. Lineage: Eukaryota; Metazoa; Arthropoda; Insecta; Lepidoptera; Gelechiidae. Bases 204 to 4394 code for a protein of 1396 amino acids. The record is from RefSeq and is a predicted model, not a curated record. The transcript has 28 exons.